Molecule: messenger RNA, 819 nt
Organism: Argiope bruennichi
Lineage: Eukaryota; Metazoa; Arthropoda; Arachnida; Araneae; Araneidae
Product: uridine diphosphate glucose pyrophosphatase NUDT22-like
Exons: 5
Coding region: 1-819 (272 amino acids)
Molecular function (GO): GDP-mannose hydrolase activity
Source: RefSeq, a predicted model, not a curated record
AUGCCUCAAAUUAAAUUAUUGUUGGGAUUAACAUCUUAUAAAGAUUUUAUUGGGACAAACUGUGCCUCAGAAUCGGAAAUAUUGAUUAAUUUAGGAUUGCAAAAUCAUGGUAAUUCUCAGGCCUAUGCAUCUGAUCCUCUGGGUGUUGGUGCCUUGAUUGUAACCAAUGAUAACAAUAUUAUUUUUAUUAGAAGAAGUGGACAGUGUGCUGAAUUCCCAUUUAUGGUCGAUCGUCCAGGAGGCCAUCCGGAACCAGAUGAUGUCAUUGCUAAAGCUGGGGAAGAUUUUCAGAAUAUGGACCCAUCUUUGAUUCUUGAAGAAAUAUUUGAUUCCAUUCUAAAAGAAGUUACUGAAGAAGUGAAUAUUCCCAUACAAAAUCUUUCUUCACCUGUCCUUUUGGGUGUUAGUUAUAAUCCUUUAACAAUGAGAACCCCAUCUUUGGAGUUUUAUCUUAAAUGUGAUUUCAGUACCAAUGAAAUUAAAGAAUUAUACACAAGACUAAUUAAAGUUGAUAUUGAAGAAUCUACUGAAUUAAUCAUUAUACCUGUUGAAGAAGUUUUAGAUAAUGAUUUGGAGAAGCUCAAAUAUUAUGAUCAAUUGACAUUUGGAGCUAAAGCAUCUGUUUCGCAUCUUCACUUCUGUCAUCAACUCAGAGGUAGUGAAUCUAGUGGAUCAGCUGAUAGUUCUGUUAAUGAUUCGUUGGACAUCUGGUAUGAAUUUGAAUCAUUUGUAGUGCUCAAUGUCUUUAGAAGUGAAGGCAGAACUUUAGUAGGAAAUAAUUCUCGAAGGAUUUCCGAAGAACAGCUUGUUGGAUCUUGA